This is a messenger RNA of Saccostrea echinata, 9650 nucleotides long. RefSeq lists its product as uncharacterized. The coding region runs from base 332 to 8029 and encodes 2565 amino acids. NCBI's taxonomy places the organism in Eukaryota, Metazoa, Mollusca, Bivalvia, Ostreida, Ostreidae. The transcript has 19 exons. The record is from RefSeq and is a predicted model, not a curated record.
UGAUUGCAAACCCCCGUCGGUGUUACACACGCUGAAAAUUCUGGCACAUGAUCACUUUACAUUAACUGUGCUUUACGUCACCGAAGAGCCGAAUUUGGAUAAUCAGUCAUCGCAAAUCCAAUGACGUACAACGCAAAUACACAUACAGAUGAAGAUAACACAUGUUAAAGCUAGGAAGAUACGAAAAAAAGAAUACUGCGAAAUGAUCUAAAUCCUACACGAGUGUGAAAUCCGCCAUCUUGGGAAGUAUAAAUUACAUAGAAAUCUCUGCUUGGAAGUAAACAGAAAUCGUUCACAUAGUUUCUACAUAACUUUAUCGUCGCCUAUAAAAAUGACAAAUAUUGAGGAUAAAAAGGAAACAUUAGAGUCAAAAGAAGAAGUGAUUUGUCCAGUCUGCUCCAAUUUUGAACCACAAGCAUGGCGGAAGAACAUGUGUAGAAACUGUUUUCAUUCUCUAGAUGAGCAUGGGGCCAAUACUGAAGAAAAUAUGGACAACAAAACGAUGAAGGACAAGAAACUGGAGAAUGACAAGGUUAAUGAUAUGCAGAAAAAGAAAUCCGAGACUGACACGUCGAAAAAAAAAGGUGAGCCUCCGAAAACAUUAGCAAAAUCCAAAAAUCCUAAUUUAUCUGUUGACAUUUCCAAGAAAGAUACUAAUGGUAAUCUUAAUAAAAGUCCAAGCAGUCCCCUAAAGAAAUCUGGAUCUCCAUUUAUUAAAUCACCAGAGGUGAAAGAUUUCAAAUCUAAAUCCCCUCUAUCACCUACGAAGUUGACAGAAGAUUUAAAAUCGAAAGGAAAGAUUUCGUCUCCAACAUCUCAGAAAAAUAUUUCCCAAAGCAAGUUAGAGACCAAAAGAACUGAAAGUUCUAAGGAUAAUGAGAAACAGGUAACCUCUGCGCCGAGCGCAUUAUCAAAAUGGAAGCAAAAUGAGAAUAGAUCAGUAUCGAAAGAUAAAGAGCCAUCUGGAGAGGAAAACAAACAAAUUGGUAAACAACAAGUAUCAAAGGUUGAUGAUAAUAAAAAUAAAAUAGAUGAAAAAGCAAGUAAAUUUCAAAGCAAAACUAUCGGUUCGAAAGAUAAGAAAGAACAGGAUCCAAAGACACCAAGCGCGUCAUUGUUAACGAAGAAAGACAACACGCCCAAAUCAAAGACAGAUGAGUCGAGCAAAGUUCGACAAUUCGCCAGAACAUUCGGGUCUGACUUGGAAGAAAGCCGAUUUAAUAGCUUGGAGCGCCAGAAGAAGGAGAAAUCAUCUACUACAUUGCCUGCUAAUGAUCAAUGCAAAUCGGGUAUAAAAAAUCAGUCAACUCCCGAAGCCGUACAGAAGGGAACGAACUCGACAGAAGGUAAAGAGAGCAAGCCGUCUGCUUUGUACGAGAAGAUCAAUAAGUUCACUCAUUCUGGACAAAAGCAGGUGGACAAAAAUGAUAAACCCUUUGGAUCUUUGGAUAGGAGGAGACACUCCGAGGAGAAAACACGUGACAAUGAAACUUCUGCGGAAGCUGGACAGAGAGUUGACGCUGAGCUUGAAACAGUGAAAAAGCAGUUAAGUGUUAUGGAAAUAAAAUGUAAGGCUUUAGAACAGGAGAACAAUCAAUUAAGGACUGGACUGAAGGAAAAAGAAAGUGUUGAAAGUAGCCUAAAAUCGCAAAAAUCCGAGGUCGAAAAUGCUAUUAAAGGUUUGCGUGAAACUUUGCAAGUCAUGGAGGACAAAUGUAACAAAUUUGAAGGAGACAAUACGACUCUAAUGGAGAAAUUAAAAGCGCAACAAAUACAGCAGAAAGAAGCAAUGAAAAAUGCUACAAAAGCUGAAAUGGAAGAUAUGGAGGUCCAAUUAUCGGCGAGUGAAAAUGACGUGGAAAAUCUUAAGACCGAAAACGAAGAACUUAAAAAUGAAAUACAGGAUCUUAAGAUAGAGAUGGAUGAGAUGUAUGACAGUUUCCGAGACCAAGAGGCCGAGGAAUUCCGAGAUCUCCAACGAGAACUUGAAAUGACAGCCAAAAAUUGUCGUGUUUUACAGUUUAAACUACGUAAAGCUGAAAGACGAAGUGAACAGAUUGAAUUAGAUCGUCAGUCAUAUGAAGAAAAACUUCAUUUGUUGCAAAAUCAAUUUGAAGAUGCAGAUGCACGUGCACACAUUAGGAGUAUCGAAGAUGAGUUACGAAUGGCAAAGGAAGUGUCUGUUAGACUCCAUGACGAGCUUGACAUUUUAGAUGAUAAAAGAUCAAAAGUGGAGGAAGAUAAUAACCAUCUCACACGACUUCUGGAACAGUCCGACAAGAAACAAUUCCGUUUAGAAAUGGAGAUCGACAAACUGCGUGACCAGAUGGCAGAUUUACGAAGGCAACUUGCAGAAAAAUCCCAGGCUGGAACCCCCUCCACAGAGGAGGCAAGUGAUCGCAAGAUACUUCUUGGAAGAAUAGGAAAACAGGGAAGUCAAGAACAAGAAGUAUCCCAAUUAAUGAAGGAUCUAUACGAUAGCAUGGAACGCGAGACGGAUCUCAAAGAUCAGCUUAAGUUCGCCGAGGAAGAAACGAAGUCCAUGCGAAUGAAACUCGAAGAAUUAGAAGAAGAAAAUGACACGCUAAGUCAGCAGUUAAAGAAAAUGUCGUCUGCCCAAGCAACAAGGCGGGAAGAGCCAAAGAAGGGAACAGUUACGGAAACGGAAGUGGAAUUGAAGGUUCAGUUGGACUUAAAUGAACAAGAUUUGCUAAUAUCAAAGAAGAAAAUUCAAGACUAUGGAAACGAAAACGAGAAAUUAAAAGAAGAAAUAGCAAAUUUAAAGAAAGUGGUUGAGGAAAAAGAUCAUUUACUUCAUGUGAUGCCCGAACCAUCCUCACCAAAUGCAUAUUAUGAAGACAAGCUCAAAGAGAUGAGUCUAGAAGCAGACGACUUGAGAUGGCGGAUUAUAGAAAAAGAGCGGGAAAAUAACUGUUUAUAUGUACAGUUAUGUAAUUAUCAAACAAAGCAAUCAUCAAAAUUGAGAAAAAGUAACUCAUUUGACAGUGAGUAUUCGCAGGUUGUUGACCUCAAGAAGCACGUGGAAUUCUUAACUCAAGAAAACGCAGAUCUCAAAGACAAAGUAAGCGAGCUAGAAGAACUACAGAAUGAGAGGUUACGUAAAAAUAAAAGUCCUAUACGAAUUGAAAGUCAGGUCUUUGAGAGCAGCAGGCAAUCGCCUGCAAAGAACAAUGUUGAAAUGAUUGGGAAAACAUCUUUAAGUGAUGCUAAUGUAAUGUUUACAAACUCGAAAGAUGGAAAUUAUUUGCCAUCUCCUUCGGAUCAAACAAGUACAACAAGUAUAAUUACAGACACUGUUUCGCAAGAUUCCAAAGUUUUAGAAAUCUCUACCAGCGAGAUGGCUAAACAAAAUGAAAAUGCAGAAAGUUUGAAAAAACAAUUGAAAGCUGUUGAAUUGGAAAACCAAAAUCUGCAAUUGAAAAUGUCAGAGCUAAUGAAGGAAAUUGAAAUUAUGCAGAAGAAGAAUUUCGGUGGCACUGAAGAAAAUGCAUCGAGCAAGAAAGAUGCAAAGGUUUCUGAAGGAGAAAGUCGUGAGGAAUUGAUGGACACCAUAUUGGACCUGGAAGAAGAAAUUGAAUCCCUAUCCAAGAAACUGAGUCAGAGAAACCAAGAGACUGCCAGUCUUAUGAAGAAAGAGGAAGAAUAUUUAAAGCAAAUAGAGAAAAUUGAAGACGAAUACCGAAAAAAGGAACUUGAUCUUCUCAACGAUUUGGACAUUGCACAAGAUAAAAAUGAGAUUCUUAGUAAUCUACUGGAUAUCGUGAAAGAGCGUGCAGACACAGCAGAACGUGAAUUAGAGCGUGUAGCAGCCUCAUUCUCGGUAGCCAGUGACGGAAGCGGACGCAGUGCAAGAGUAAUCAGCACUUGUAGUGACGUCAGCCUCGGAAGUGACGAAGUAUUUGAUGGAGCAUCUCCUGGUGUGUCUCCCGGCUUGUCUCCAAUAACUCCUGGCAGUCCAGAAUCGCCAUUAAAAAGACAAGUCAUCCAAAGAGACUGGGAUAACCAGUUUCGUAAAAGGAUUGACUGCUUGGAACGUCUGCUGGCGGAGGAGAGACAAAAACUAGCGGCAACAGAGAAGAAAUUAGCUCUCGUGUCAACAGAGAGCAUCUCUACCGCCAUGUCGGACGACGCUAAGCUUUUCGCUAGGGAGAAAGAACUCCUUCAAGCAGAGAUUUUAGAAGGAAAGAAACUCUUGAAGAUAGCAACAGAUCAAAUAAAGGGCUUACGAGAACGAAUGUUCACACUGGAAGAAGAAAAUCGAUGUCUGCGGGCUACCUGUGCCGCUGAAAAUGCCGAAAGUGAGGAGUCGGAAAACGAAAAGACACCAUCUUAUCAUAUUGACGAGAGGCCUUCAUUUGAUGUGGCGACGAAGGAUGCGUCUAAAAUCCAAACCCCAAUAGACGUGUCUAAUUACAGAGAGAGAAUUGCAAGUUUGGAAAAGCAAUUGAAAGAAGUAGAAGCACAAUGGAGAUCAAAAUGUACCACCAUUGAAAAAGAAAAGAUUGAGUCCCAGCAGCGACUACGAGAGUUAACUGCGGAUUCGGAGGCGCUAAGAGGAUCGCUUAAGGGAUUCAAAGAAGAUGUUGGAAAUAAACAAAAACAAUUGAGGGAAAUUGAAGAGAAAAUUACAGUUAAUUCAGAUAUAUUAAAAAGGAAAGAAGAGAUCAUGAAUGAGCAAGAGGAGAUAAUCAAACAGAGGGAAGAAGACUUGCAAUCACUUCUCGAUCAAAUCUCGCACAGAGAUAAUGAAAUACGAGAUUUGCGCGAGAAAUUGCAUCCAAUAGACGAAAAAUUUAAAGAAAAGGAAGAUAUAAUCAAAUCUUUAAAAGAUAUUAUUGAGUCAAAACAGGAAGAAAAUAAUUAUCAAGCUGAAGAAAUUUCAGAACUCAAUGAAACAAUUGAAUUGAAACAAAACGAAAUCGACGAACUUUCGGGAAAUUCAAAAACUCAAAAUGUUACUAAAGCGGAAUGGGAGCAGGAUAACAAACAGCUUAAAAAUGAUUUGGAAACAAUGGCAUCGAAUCUUGGUAAACUUCACACGGAUAAUUUUAGUUUACAAGAGGAGUUGGAAAAAACCAAGCAAGCUCUAAGCGAAGCAAUGGUCUUGUGGAACAAGGACCGCUCACAAAUUGAAAUAGCCUACAAUGUAGCCAAGGAAAAGCUGCGAAUAUAUGAAGAGACCGCAGCAAAAAAAGAAAGUCAAAUUGUGGCUCUUCUUCGAAAAGAAACCCAUAAGUUGUUGGAAAGUAAGGAAAAAAUUUCGACUGAUUUUAGAGUUAUGAAAAUCGAAAACGAAGCUAACAUGAGGACCCUGAAGAGUGAGAAACUGAAAUUACAGGACGAGCUUACGCAGAAGAUACGUCAAUUAACGGCUGAAAUGACGUCAAAUGAUAAAAUGAAAGAGGAACUUCAAAGAUUAAGGGCACAGGAAGAUGUGGCUUAUCAAAUUCAAUACCAUGAGAAAGUUCUCCGUGCAGAAUACCUGGCAAUGAAAGUCAGAUACGAAACAAGAUUAGAAAAUCUUCAAAAAGAGCACAUGAAACUUCUAGGCGUUCUUGAUAAACUACAGCGUGAAAAGGUCCUUAAUCAAGAGAUGAUAAAAGGUGUACAAAAAGGAAUGGGAACUAUGAAGGAAACCUACACCAAAGACCUGGAGCAUUGGAAAGAAGAAAGAAAUGUACUUGAAAAGCACAUAAAGGAGAUAGAAUCUAGUCGGAAGUUGGCCAUUGAACUUGAGGCUAAAGUGGAGGAACUGAAGCAGCAGCUUGCUGACCAGGAAUAUGAACGGGCCGAAAUUGUCAAUCGUAUGACCUCAGAACGAUCAAAAUGGGAAGUGGAGAGAUCUGGGAUGCAAAGUCAUAUAAACCAGUUGGAAGAAAAACUGGAUACUGUAGCAUAUUCACAGUACAGAACUAAAGACAUGCAAAGCCGAAUGGAAGUUGCAUGGGAAUCUGAGAGAGCUGAGCAAAAGAGAUUACUUAAUGAAGCACACGAACUGGCAAUGGACCUGCAGAGACAACUGAAAUGUCGGGACGACGAACAUUCAAGAGAGCGCAAAGCUUUACUGGAACAAAUGAAAAGACUCAGGAAGGAACUAGAUGAAGAACAGUUAUUGAGAGAAAAGAGACUUACUCAGAUUGAAUCAAGUAAAAAAGAAAUUGAAGAAUUAAAGAAGAAAUUAAUAGAAAUGUGCCAUCGUUCCGAGAAAGACCAAGAAUCAACAAUGAAAGACAAAGUGGAUCUGGUCCGUCGUUUGGCGGAAUUUCGCAGAACACAUAAGCGGGAUCAGAGAAGAAUCGAAGAUAUUUUAUCUGAGCUGACAAGGUUGCGGGAGCUUGCCUCAAUAGUGAUUGAUUCUGAAAACCCGGAUGUGGAAUGUGACGUCAUUUCCAGAUUAGAACAAUUAGCUAAACCAUCAUCAGAAUCCAAAAGACUCUCCAUACAUGCAAAUAUGGAUAUGAAGCAAAAAGUAAAUGAGGUUGUACUGCAAUAUAUGAAAGAGUCCUUAAAGGAAAUCCACUUUGCAGCAGAUAAUUUGUCCAGACCAAGUUCACGGGGAUCAACGGACGACGAAAGACGGAGAUUGCGAAGAAGUAUUUCCAGUUCAGAGUUGGAUUUUCUACUCAAAGACGAAGCAGUUGUAGACCAACAAAUAGAGACAUUGAAAGAUUCCAGACGAAACACUCCAACAAAAUUCCAUGAUUUGGUCAGUAAUAAAUUAAACAGAAACAUAUGCUCUAACGGACCUGGAGAUCUCAUGGACGUCAGAACAGAUGACUCAGACACUGAGAUGACCAUUGAUCCGGAACCUGGAACCGUGAGUGAUCGCCAUCAAAGAAUCAUGAUUGAUGUCCAUCAUGAAGAGGGCGUCACAUCCAAGUUCCCUGUUCCUCCACCGACUUUCUUAUUACCAAAAUCUCACCACGUUGUUUCUGUAAGCUCACAAAGUUCAAAAAGUGUUUCAACAACAGUUACGACAAUGGCUACAUCAAGAAAAGUUCCAAACAGUCUGUCUUUAAAUAUGUUAAAUGACAGCUCUAACAGGAAUGUCGUCUCUGCCAGUGCUUCACCAGUACAUAUACCAAAUAAUUUUGACCUUAUUAACCCCAAAUCCAAGUCUGAACUAAAUAUUCCAUCUAAAAGUACACGGGUUUCUAAGGAAAAUGCUCGACGGAGAUUCUUUGAAAAGGUUGAGGACAACGAUGGACAAUCUUCUAAUAUCAAAUCCAUUAGUGAAAACAAUCUUUCCAUUACAAACAAUGGAGUAAUGAUUUCUGAUAAUUCAAACAACCAUACAGACGUGGAAUACACUAAGGAAAUCAAUAAUAAACACGGGUGCUCAUCAAGUGAUAGUGAAACAAAAUUACACAAAACUGAGCAUGGUGAAAAGCAUUUAAAAAUAACCCAACCAAAGAAGAAGCGAAAAUUGUUUAAAAAGUCUGUUAGCAUGGAUACUUCUGCCGUACAUAGCACGCUAGCAGAGGGUGGUGUUUCAGCUGUAUCGCCUGGGGCACCAUCGUCGUUGUCGCCUUUUGAACUCUUUGCUGCUGUGAAGCGCAGAUUGAAGCCGUCGUUAAAACGAUCAUCUUCAUUAACAGAAGGUCGAAAAGGCCGCUCUUCGGGCGAGACCGACAGCUCCAAAUAUUUAAGUCAAAGCGAUGCUUAUGCAAGCUCGUCUUAUUCCUCCAGAAAUGAGAGUUUACGGGAAUCACCAAUUUCAACUCCAGUUAUGCAUGAAGCACAGUCCGUAGAUUCAGGGUCACUCAUUCCGCCACCCACACCCCCAAUUUCAAUGAUGAACAGGAGACUGUUACCAAAACUUCAGGAACUACAUGAAGAUGAUGGUCGUAAAAGCAGAGGAAAGAAAAACGAAAAGAAGAAAAAAUUCCGUUCAAAGUCGGCCGAACGAGCCGCAAGUGGGCCCGCCUCCUUAACACAAGACAUUGUUUUUAAUGAGGAUCUUGCCACACCUUUUUCUCAUUCCCCUUUUAGCGAGACUUCAGUUUAAUUUUGACUUACAUGUAGUUAUGGAUAGAUGAACUCAGUAAUUGAUUUUAAUUUGUUUGUGAAUCCCAUUCCAUAAGCUUUUAGUAAAAAAGGUAUGUCAAAUUGCACAUUUAUGUACCUCAAUUGUACUUUACACAUUCAUGGUGGACAUAUAUAUGAUAUUAUUUUCCAAUUAUGGAGAAAUUGAUUGCAUUUUUAUUUAUACGUUUCAAAUUAUUUAAUUUUCUUUUGCAUGAAAUAUAUAAAGAAAGUGUGUUAACUUCGAUAGAAUAUUCAUGGUUUACUUGAUUUUGUUUACUGGCAACAGUUUUGAAAUCUAAAGUAAGCUUAGAAGUUCUAUCUUUUCCUCUUGAUUGACAGUUUCGACCCUUAUAUUUCGUGUCGCACAAGAGGCCAGGUAUUCUGUAAGACAUCGUUGAGUGCACUGUGUGAGACGGUGAUUAUUUUUUAAAUUAAUUUCUGCUAAUUAAUUGUGCAUUUAUAAGGUUACGUUCCCUUUGAAGACCCAAAUACAAUGUACAUGUAGGGAUACAAAGACCCCCAUGAAGAAUGUUAAAACGAGAAUUUACCAAAUGCUUUAUGUCAGUGGCUUUUAUCCUUCAUCUCUACUCAAGCAUAUGUAUCAAGGAGUUUCUGAAUGUUUAUUUAUUUCAUUAGCAUCGAUUAAAUAUAUAUCUUAUACCUUUGCAUGCAUUGUACAUGUAGAUUUUGACUUUUACAUGAAUAUACAUAUAAGAUUUUUUUUAAUUACAUCUACAUGUACAUUGUGUAUCCUUAGAUAUUGGAUGGCUAAAAAAUAAUUUAGCAGCAUCCAGUGCAAACAAUGGAGACAUGUAUGAAACAUACAAAGGUAACAUUAAUAUGAUUUGUUUUAAUAUAUGCUAUGAUAGUUUGUAAUGCGAUUGUAAUGAACUGCUGUAGACCACUAAAUUUUCGCGACACUUUAUUUUCGCGAAAUAGUCAUUGACUUUAUAAGCGAGACAUAAUUUUCACGAAUAAUUGUUAUUCCUCUAUAUAAUCUUAAGAAAUACUAUUGUACGCGAGAAUGAAAUUUUCGCUAGCUGUCUCGCGUAAUUACGCAAAAAUAAAGUUCUCGCGAAAGUGAUUUAGAGUAAUACAUACAGUACCGUUAUGUAAUUCAUGAGCAGCAUAAACAUUCAAAGUGUAAUCUCAGUUGUUCUAGUCUAUUAUUGUGAUGUACGUUACUACUUUGCCAGGUUAUACACGUUAUGAUUUCUUAAGUAUUUUUUUCUUCAAAUUACACAUGUCAAAAGUACUAUGUACUUAGAAAUCCGUUUUAAACUAGCUCUACAACUAAGAUAUCAAGUACAGAUAAUAUGCUUAUCAUUCAGAUGGUAGUUUGGUAAACAGAGAUAAUCCUACUGCUGUCGUUUCUCUUGGAGAUAAGAUACUUUUAUGUAUUGAAAUUUUCUGUGAUUAUCCAUUUUCUACAACUUGUAAAAAUACAUGUCGUGUAUGGUUUGUGUUUCAAAGAUGAAACACGUGUAGAAUAUAUAUCUGGGCAGUUCUUUGUAAGUUUUGUUAUUAUAUACAUCUUUUAAUUAGAAAAUAUUUUGUUACAGAAAUUUGAUUGAAUUUAGAUAAAAUAUAUUUGAACGAAA